This is a messenger RNA of Silurus meridionalis, 2562 nucleotides long. RefSeq names its product b(0,+)-type amino acid transporter 1-like. Gene Ontology annotation, molecular function: L-amino acid transmembrane transporter activity. Bases 406 to 1818 code for a protein of 470 amino acids. The record is from RefSeq and is a predicted model, not a curated record. Lineage: Eukaryota; Metazoa; Chordata; Actinopteri; Siluriformes; Siluridae. Gene Ontology annotation, cellular component: membrane. Gene Ontology annotation, biological process: amino acid transmembrane transport. The transcript has 6 exons.
GGCUAAAAAAAUAAUACAUUUUAAGUUAAUACAUUGAGGUGAAAAGCCCUUAGGUUUUCUGUACAUUUUUAAUUUUUAAAGAACUAAAAUAAUACUGAAACACUAACUGCUAUCUCAAAUUAAAUCUGGAAGAACGGUUACUUUAAUUCCUUGAAAUAAGCAAAAAAAAAAAAACAUGUCACUUUACAUACUUCCUCCAAUUUAACCACAAACUUUAACUGGAAACUAUGCAGACAAUUUUAACAUACAUUAACACAAUUCUAGGUGGACAGUUACAGUCUCUGUACAAUAUACUAAGUUUGCUUAAAUGUUAAUGUUUAAUUUGCACUUAGUUUCUUAUUACCUAUGAUUCAUAUCUUCUACUGCAAGAUGUGUUAAGCUCAUUUUCACUUGCACUACAACAACAUGACGAGCAACCAGGGACUGAAGCUGAAGCGGGAGGUAGGGUUAAUUAGUGCCGUAUCUCUGGUCGCAGGCACUAUGAUAGGAUCGGGGAUCUUCAUGUCUCCUCAGUUUGUGAUGUCCAAUGUUGGAAGCCCUGGAGCGAGCUUGAUCAUCUGGGCUGUUUGUGGCUUGGUGACUCUAUGUGCUGCGUUUACUUAUGCAGAGCUUGGCACCAUGUUCAGAGAAUCUGGAGGUGAAUUUAUCUAUGUCCUGAGAAUCUAUGGACCAUUACCUGCAUUUUUUGUGGCAUUCACUUUCAUAAUUGUGGUGAAGCCAGCAGGUAUUGUGGCUGUUGCCUUGAGUUUUGCUCAGUAUGCAGUUGCUCCGUUUUAUCCAGGCUGCAUGCCACCUACAUUGGUGGUGAAAUUUAUAGCAGUGGUGUGCAUUUUUGUGGUGGCUACUGUCAAUAUGAUGAAUGUUCGCUUCGCUAUGGCCAUUCAGGUUAUUUUCCUGGUGGCCAAAGUUGUGGGUCUGAUGGUGAUUGUUAUUGGUGGAAUAGUUACCAUGGCCCAGAAUGGUCUGGGAAACCUUGGAAAUCCAGACACUGCCUUUGAAGGCACAACUUUGGAACUCAGUACAAUUGUAAUGGCUCUAUAUCAGGGACUCUGGUCUUUCUCAGGAUGGGCUAAUUUAGCCUUUGUUCUUGAAGAAGUGAAAAAGCCAGAGGUGAAUCUUCCCCGGGCGUUAAUGUUUGCCAUUCCAUUGGUAACAGUCCUCUACUUGCUGGUCAAUAUCAGUUAUCUGGUCGUCUUGACUCCUAGAGAGAUUAUGAUGUCCAGUGCUGUAGCAGUUACCUGGGGUAAUAAGGUGCUGGGCAGUUGGGGCUGGGUGAUGUCUAUUGCAGCAGCAUUAUCUUCCUUUGGCACACUGAACGGAUCAUUUUUUGGUGGGGGACGAGUUUGCUUUGCAGCUGCCCGAGAGGGUCACAUGCCUAGCAUCCUGUCUAUGGCCCAUGUGAAACACCUCACUCCAUCUCCAGCUCUCAUCUUUUCCACCAUCAUUGCCUUCAUUGUGCUCAUUCCUGGAGACUUUCGGAGCGUAAUCAAUUACUUCAGCUUUACAUCCUGGAUCUUUAUUGGACUUGCGAUAUCAGGACUGGUCUAUCUAAAAAUAAAAAAAUCAGAUCUUCGUAGUGCAUACAAGGUACCCAGAAUUAUACCUUUGCUGGUGCUGCUUGCAUCCGUGUUCCUGGUUCUAGCACCCAUCGUUGACAAGCCUCAGCUUGAGUACCUGUAUGUCACACUCUUCAUCCUAAGUGGAGCUUUCAUUUAUUUUCCAUUCAUUCACUUCAAACUGUGUCCACACCUGCUGGACAAACUCACAGUGUUUCUGCAGCUCUUCCUGGAGGUGGCACCAGCUGACAAAAAUCUCUAAACACUUCAUCUGAUUUAGAUGCAGAGCUUUUUAGACUCUUUUUCAUCAUUUGAAUACUAGCACAUUUUAAAACAACUUCACCAUACAACAAGACAAUGACCCAAAUCAUAUGUCCAAGCUCUAUAAGCAUUUUUAAGAGACUGUUGGCUGGAGUGUUAUCUAUAAUGCAAUGGCCUGUCCUGUCCUGUCCAACUUCUCUGGGAUGUACUGGAUUGCAAGGUCAAAUAUCAAACUAGUGAAGAACACCUUUGGCAAGUUUUGCAAGAGGAAUGGCAAAGUUUUACUGCUGCAUUUAUUGGAGAAACUAACUGUCUGGAUACCAGAAGUGUUUAAAGCUGUUAUUCAUGCUAUGGGAGGAUUUUUUAAUGUAAAAAGCUUUGCACACAUACAUCCAUACAGUUUUUUCAUACAUUUGUGCAUUUAUAUAAUUGAUGGGUCAAAGUAAAUCUUUAACUGUCAAACUAUGUAGUUUGCAGCAUAUAAAAAAAGAGAAAGUGCACGCAUUCAAGAAUCAUGAAAGACUAUGUUUACAAAUUAUUAACAGACACUUUACUUCUCUUAAUUUUGGACUACACAUUUUAAAGCUCUACACUCUAUAGAUUACCAAUUCCAUAGUGUACAAAAGUGGUCAUUUUUCCUUGUUGCUCACAAAUAUAUUUUGUACAAUUUGACAAUUUGUGAAAACAAAAAAAGUUUUGCAAAUAAAAUUAUUUUGCCAUGAGUAAGUAAGUAGCAGUAGUUUGA